AUGAAGAACCACCAAGACAACGACCAGUACGCCAUGGCGACGACGCCGACAGGAGCCGCUGCGAUCGACGUAGCGGCGCUCGAGCCCGAGCCAACGAUGUCGUUCGUGUCGCUGUACCGGUACGGCAACGCAGGCGACGCGGCCUUGAUUGGCAGUGGUGUCUGCAUGUCGAUCGUCAACGGCGCCACGUUUCCCUUCAUGGCCAUCCUCUUUGGUGACGCGCUCAACCACUUUUCGACCAACAACCAAUCGGCAGUCAACGACACCGCGCUCAACUUCCUCAUCCUCUCGUUCGUGCUGCUUCUUUCCGGCUACGGCUCGUACGCGUGCUUUGCUAUUUCCGCCGAGCGUCAAAUGCGGUCGCUGCGCCGCGAGGUGCUCAAGCAUGUUUUGUACCAAGAGAUCUCGUGGUACGACCAGCGCGACGCAAGCGAGCUCGCCUCGCGCAUCUCGGGCGACACUGUCAAGAUCAAGGAAGGCAUGGGCGAGAAGCUCGGCGAAGCCUUUCGCUACGUCGUCCAGUUCUUUGCGGGCUACGCGAUCGGCUUUUACAAGGGCUGGAACCUCUCGCUCGCCAUGUGCGCCGUCAUGCCGAUCAUGGCCAUCUCGCUCACUUUUCUCAUCAAGCGUCUGCACGAGUCCACGGCCCGCAGUCAGAAGGUGUAUGCUACCGCCGGUGCUGUCGCUGAGGAGACCAUUGGUGCCAUGCGCACCGUCGCGUCGCUCAACGCUGAGCCGCGCGCAAUUGAAAAGUAUGGCGAGAACGUCCAGAAGGCUGAAGACGAGGCGGUCAAGCUUGCCACGUUUGUCGCCUUUACGUCCGCACUGUUCAUCAUGAGCAUGUGGCUCACCUAUGCGGUCGGGCUCUGGUACGGCGGCUACCUCGUCAAGGACCAGUCGGGCACAGUCAACACACCCGGGGACGUCUUCUCCGUCUUCUAUGGCAUCCUUCUGGGCACGAUGGCGAUCUCGCAGAUCUCACCCAACAUCUCGGCCGUGGCCUCUGCCAAGGGUGCAGCGUCAGCUCUCUACCAAAUCCUCGACCGCCCGUCCAAGAUCAACGCGGCCAACCUCGAGGGCGACGUGCCACCGUACUGCAACGGCAAGGUUGAGGCCCGCGAUUUGGUGUUUUCGUAUCCGACGCGCCCUGAAGACGUUGUCCUGCGCGGCUACUCGCUCACGAUCGAGCAAGGCCAGACGGUUGCGCUUGUCGGCUCGUCCGGCUCGGGCAAGAGCACGCUUGUCGCCCUCCUUGAGCGCUUUUACGAACCCACGAGCGGCCAGAUCCUCCUCGACGGCCGCGACAUCUCGUCGCUCCAGCUCAAGUGGCUUCGGUCGCAGAUCGGCCUCGUGUGGUCGCGGCCGCGAAGCUCGCCAACGCCCACGACUUUAUCAUGA
This is a messenger RNA of Saprolegnia diclina VS20, 1398 nucleotides long. RefSeq lists its product as hypothetical. Gene Ontology annotation, molecular function: ATP hydrolysis activity; ABC-type transporter activity; ATP binding. Gene Ontology annotation, cellular component: membrane. The transcript is spliced from 2 exons. NCBI's taxonomy places the organism in Eukaryota, Oomycota, Saprolegniomycetes, Saprolegniales, Saprolegniaceae. Bases 1 to 1398 code for a protein of 465 amino acids. Gene Ontology annotation, biological process: transmembrane transport. The record is from RefSeq and is a predicted model, not a curated record.